UUCAGAAACAUAUCAACUGUAGAGAAAAAAAAUGAUUCAAAACCUGGUACUCCUGUCUGGACUGAUCGUGGCUUCAACAUGCUCGAUCCUUCAUCCAGCACCAUUGCAUGUGUUAAUACCAAUACAAUAUCAACAGCCGCCACCAAACUACAACUUCGCUUACGAGGUCAACGAUCCUCACACUGGAGAUUUCAAGAGACAGCAAGAAACACGUAGAGACGGUAUCGUUCAUGGUCAAUACUCACUCCUUCAACCUGACGGAGUAACCAGGACUGUUGAAUACAGAGCUGAUGAUGUCAAUGGAUUUAACGCUGUCGUGAGCAACCAAGGUAGACCUAUAAAUGAAAUCCCUGAAAGACAGGACGAGAAUACCAGCGAAGGGUCAGGAAGACAAGCGAAUGAAAGACCACAAGUGGAACAAUUCCGACCAUCUAAUGAUCAAGUGACUUCAGCGCCACUGACCGUUGCCCACACAUCUCUCAUUCAUCGUUCUUUUACAAGUGCUCCUAAUUCUUGGGACUAAAUAGAAUUGAACACCUGACCUCUCAAAAAACGGACGUGACUCUGAACACUUUUCUUCAUUUCUUUG
Molecule: messenger RNA, 589 nt
Organism: Papilio machaon (common yellow swallowtail)
Lineage: Eukaryota; Metazoa; Arthropoda; Insecta; Lepidoptera; Papilionidae
Product: cuticle protein 19
Exons: 1
Coding region: 32-523 (163 amino acids)
Cellular component (GO): extracellular matrix
Source: RefSeq, a predicted model, not a curated record